This is a messenger RNA of Spodoptera littoralis (African cotton leafworm), 678 nucleotides long. NCBI's taxonomy places the organism in Eukaryota, Metazoa, Arthropoda, Insecta, Lepidoptera, Noctuidae. The record is from the annotation of a GenBank genome assembly.
AUGUUUCAAUUUGGCUACUCCUCAACUCUCCACCAAGACUGUACACCAACAACUAUACAGGAAAUCACUAACAAACUGCAAGAACUCAAUACUGGGCAAAAUGAAUGUCAACAAAUGUUCUCCAACACAGACUCCUACCCCAGCGGUUCUGCCGGAGAUUCCAACUUUUGGACACAGCAGCACGGUCCAGUAUUAUCCGUUCGUGUGUUCAGCAGUGGGAUACUGGACUCUGUGAUGAAUACUUAUUGGUUCCACGAGCUCUCCUCAUACAUUUGGUUAGAAAAACAGGCUCGAGCCGACUUCAGUGACUCCAGGAAACGGUCAAGACCAUACUCCCAUUUACAGCAAGCACGUACCCUUUGGAAUAACAACAUUAAAACGUCCAAUGACAAGAAAGUUCAGCACAUAUUAGACAUCUGGUCGGACAGAAAGGGUGUUGUGUGUUUACAUAUAUUUCAAAAUGUGAUACCGGCAGAGGCUUACACGUAUGAAGCGGCGAUGAUAGCUGCGCUAGGAUUGACUAGAUUGCAGAAUAUUAAACCUGGAAAUUACUAUGGAACAGUGGCUUCAUGGCCGAAGAAGUAUCGCCACAUGCUUGGACGAUAUCUGCUGUACAAAGCCAUGCUGAUCUUCCUCAGCGAAGGAGAACGGCAACUGAGGCCAGACGACCUAGACUGA